AUGAAUCCCGAAGUAGACACCGAUAAUGUCGAAGAACUGUGGAGCGAAUUGCUUCGACAGCUCUCGCCAUCCACAAGCAAUACUAUCAAUUCGUUGGAAACAGAAAACACUCGUACGCAAAGUCUAUCAUCAUCAUUACAACAUGACUCGAAUCGUCAUCAAACGCAGUCAUCAUCACAGACGACGAAGGUAUCAACUGCCUCAAGCCUCACUCCUCGGAUGCAUCACGGAACAACAACACCAACUGUUGAUGAUCGUUAUCAUCAUGCACACUUGCAACAUGCACAACAAGAGCGCAAUCAAGCAUGGUUGCACGCGAUUCCCACCAUCCAACACUCGCAACAUCUUCACCAAAAUACAAGGGCCUCUUUGAACACCACUGCAGUACAACAACAACGACAGGACAAUGAUGAAUGGUUUGAAAAACUCUCUCGGAGCACAUUCAAUGUCAUUCAGUCCCUCACCAACAAAUCAUCAUCGAUAGGAGGUGCCAAUGCACCCCCAACGAUCAACAACACGAGUGGUAGCACUUCACCAUCAUCAUCAGUACCCUUCUCCUCAUCCUCCUUGAAUACUGCAAGCUGGAACGGUGCAACCCCAACCGGAAAUAAUCCUGCUACUACCCUUGGGAGUUCCUCUACCGAUGUUGCCCUUAAUUCAUCUCCUUCGCCAGCUUUUUCUUCAUCUCCUUACUCGGCCAUUUCGUCCACAACCAUAAGCAUGAGCACACCUAACAUGUCGAGCUUUAGGUCGACCUAUCCCAUGGCAGCCUCAUCAUCCGUGCCGUCUGAGAGAAGCACAAGUAGAGAUCAUUCUGCAAUUCAGCAACAUCAGCAGUUCCCACUGCGCAAUGACUUCUCACUUACCUCAACACUGAACUUGAAAUUGCAAUUUACAGAUGCAGAAAUGACUCUGUUAGAUGAAUAUUUUCAACCCUUGUUGCAACAAACAAGGAGAAAUUCUGUGAGUACUAGUAACGGCAUUUCAUCCAUGCUCAUUGGCCAGAAUGAUGUUAUAACAUCAGCAUCCACAUCUACUUCAUGGAUACAACAACGGUCAACCUCUCCUCAACAUCAACCACAUUUAUCCAAUCAAGAUACGACUUUCAGUUCGCUGAGCUCAUUGCUGACCUCGCCUUUGCAAAACAAGCAUGACAAAAACAAUCAUGAUGCAACGACAUUAUAUCAUCAUUUCAAUGCCCCCUCCAAUUCAUACAGACUUUCAUUUCAACAACCCUCGAAUCCCAUUAUGAAGCAAUUAAUUUCUCUCAACGACUCUUCAACAAACACAACUACUAACUCUCACUCGAUCACUAACUCAAACCUACCUCAAACCCUUAAUGAUGAUACCAUUCUGAAAAACUCGUCGCCACACACAGCAUCUCCCCAAAACUGUAGCAACGCCUCCUCAUCGAUUGCAAUCACAAAUCAUGAAUCAAGUUCUGCUUUUCCGAGAGGUGUCAGUAGCAAGAUUUCCAAACCCGAUCGUCAGCAGAAAAAGCUAAGAGCCAGCAAGGUCUCAAUGCUCAAUCGACAAAGGAAGAGUACGCUUCUCUCACGCACGAGCAGCAAUAGUAGUUGCAGUAGUAGCAACAGCUCGAACACAAACCUGGCCUCCUUGAGCUCCUCCUCAACUAGAAACGAUGAAUGUAUCAUCAACGCCUUUCCCUCCACUCCAUCUCCCAGUAAGAAUAACACAGCAAUCCCUGCAUCCUCUUCGUUUUUUACGGAUCGAGAGAGCUGGAGAUUUCAUACCUAUGAGAAUGGCAAGCUCAAAUCCUCUAACGACUUAAUCUUUCGCAAUUUCAACCCGUUUAAUGAAAAGAAAUAA
This is a messenger RNA of Naegleria lovaniensis, 1830 nucleotides long. RefSeq lists its product as uncharacterized. Bases 1 to 1830 code for a protein of 609 amino acids. NCBI's taxonomy places the organism in Eukaryota, Heterolobosea, Eutetramitea, Acrasida, Naegleriidae. The record is from RefSeq and is a predicted model, not a curated record. The transcript has a single exon.